Molecule: messenger RNA, 1265 nt
Organism: Bombina bombina (fire-bellied toad)
Lineage: Eukaryota; Metazoa; Chordata; Amphibia; Anura; Bombinatoridae
Product: gastrula zinc finger protein XlCGF8.2DB-like
Exons: 2
Coding region: 831-1256 (141 amino acids)
Biological process (GO): regulation of transcription by RNA polymerase II; central nervous system development
Cellular component (GO): nucleus
Molecular function (GO): RNA polymerase II cis-regulatory region sequence-specific DNA binding; DNA-binding transcription factor activity, RNA polymerase II-specific
Source: RefSeq, a predicted model, not a curated record
CUGAGAGAUAUCAGGUAUUGAUGUAAACUGGAGUGAAUAAGAGAACCUUCUUCCUGAGCACAGACAUUGGAGUCUGUUAUCAGCAUGAACUCAUAUGUGUUAGACAAACAUGAAUAGUUCAUAUCCAUCCUUCACUACAGGAAGCAUCAGAAUGAUACCACAGACUUCAACAUUUUUAGACACUAAUGAAUAUUCACAAACAUUGGGGGAAAUCACAACAGAUAUUUAAAGGAAAUUAUGAAUUGGCAGGAACUGGGCAGCAAUCAUUAUGUACAGAGAGUAAUUUAGUCAUCAAAACAAGAGGACAAGAUUUAUGCCUCAACUAGUAAAAUAAUUAUCCCUGAUGAUAAGCCACAAACAUUACUGAGUUUUCAAAAGAUUUUAAAGAAGAGAAAAGUCUACAGUCUAGCCAAAUAAUUCAUAAAAAGGAGAGACCUUUCAAAUGUACAGAAUGUGAGAAAAGCUUUAGAUAUAAGUCUCGUCUCCUAGAACACCACACAAUUCACACAGGUGAGAAGCCACACACAUGUCCUGCGUGCGACAAAUGUUUUAUACAAAUGACAAAACUUAUAGCUCAUGAAAGGACCCACACAGGGGGAGAAAUCAUUUAGCUGUACAGAGUGUGGAAAAAGUUUUACACAAAUGAAUAAUCUGAAAACUCGUAAAAAGAAUAAGGCAGGAGAAAAGAUUUUCACAUGUACAGAGUGUGGAAAAAGUUUUAUAGAAAUUAGUAGUCUGAGAAAACAUGAAAACAGUCACACAGGAGAAAAGCAAUUCACAUGUAAAGAGUGUGGAAACAGUUUUACUUGUAAGGAGGGAUCUGAAAAAGCAUGAAAGGAUUCACACAGGAGAAAAGGCCGUUCAAAUGUACAGAGUGUGGGAAAAGUUUUACACAAAUAAGUAGUCUGAAAACUCAUGAAAGGAUUCACACAGGAGAAAAGCCUUUCACAUGUACAGAGUGUGGAAAAAGUUUUACAGAAAAUAGUCAUCUGAAAACUCAUGAAAGGGUUCACACAGGAGUAAAGCCUUUCACAUGUACAGACUGUGGAAAAAGUUUUACAGAAAAGAGUCAUCUGAAAACUCAUGAAAGGAUUCACACAGGAGAAAAGCCUUUCACAUGUACAGAGUGUGGAAAAAGUUUUACAGUAAGGAGUGAUCUGAAAAAGCAUGAAAGGAUUCAUACAGGAGAAAAGCCGUUCACAUGUACAGAGUGUGGGAAAAAGUUUUACACGAAUGGAUUAUCUGAAAACUCAUGAAAGGAUUCA